GCAGAGCAGCAGCUUCUCAGUAUUCUUCUUUGCAGGAAAGAAAGCAAAGCUUUUUUUAUUUUCCUAAUAACAGCGAUUAUAAAUGUUUAAACAGAUGGGAAGAACAAGCCAAACUGUGCUAAUUAUUUUGUAUGUAUUAAUGGACGUUAAAGCUUUUGAAAUGGAAAUUACACCAGCCGACAGAGUUGUUGAACGGAUUGGAGCAACACUGAUACUCACAUGCAAUACUACUGGCUGUGCAUUACCAAAGUUUUCAUGGAGGACCCAAAUGGACUACCCCCUUGGAGGAAAAGUGUACAACAACAAGACACAUUCUACCUUGACUAUGAAUCCAGUUAGUGCUGAAAAUUAUAAUGAUUAUUUAUGCACUGUCAUCUGCAAUAAAGAGAAAAAAGAGAAGAGUGUCAAAGUUGAACUUUACUCUUUUCCCAGUGAUCCUAUCAUUGAGACCAGUGCAUCUUUAGUUGUUGGAGAAACCGCCACUGUCAUCUGUAAAAUUCAUGAUGUGUUUCCUUCUGAUCAUCUGGAAUUACUCCUAAAGAAAGAUGAGCAAAUUCUUCAUAGAAAAACUUUUGAAGGAGAUGUCAGCACAAAAACAGAAACCAAAACUGUGGCAUACUCAUUUAACCUUACAACUGAAGACAAUGGUAAAGAGAUUGUUUGUGUGGCCAGAUUACAAAUUGCUGGUAUGGACUUUGAGCCCAAAGAAAGAUUAACUUCUCUGAAACUGAAUGCAAACUUUGGUCCACAAAAUACUUCCAUUAAUGCAUCUCCAGGAAACUCAUUAAUGGAAGGACACUUUCUAAAACUUACUUGUAUGACUGACAGUAAUCCACCAGCACAAGUAUUUUGGAGAAAACAUCUGGCAAAGGAAACCAUUCAGCAUUUCAUAGAAAACAGUGUUCUUUCUAUUCCUCAUGCCCAUUUCACUGACUCGGGGCAGUACAUCUGUGAAGUAGUUAAUCCUGUAACUAAUAAAACUGAGAAAGCAACCACGAACAUUGUUAUACAAGCUCCACCAAAAAAUGCAUCACUAAUGGUUUUCCCAUCGAGUUCAGUAAAAGAAGGAGAAAGUGUUACCAUCUCUUGCUCAGCUACAGGUGUCCCAGCUGUUCAGAUUAUCCUAGAAAAAAAAAUAGGUGAUGUGGUCACAACCCUUAAAACAGAAGAUGGCAAAUACACCAUAGACAAGGUUCAGCCAGAGGAUGCAGGAAAAUAUGAGUGCACAUUCACUAACAAAUUUGGAAAUCAUUCUCUAGAUGUAGAGCUUGAUGUCAAAGUUCCUCCUCAGAAUAUUACUGUGUUAGUUUAUCCAUCAGAAAAUGUUAAAGAAGGAGAAAAUGUCACUAUUAUGUGUAGCACAUACAGUAACCCACCAUCACAGAUGAUCCUGAAAAAAGUUAAUCAAGACGAAGAAAUAAUUCUACCAGCAGUCAAUGGAACCUUUACUCUCUAUAAUGUCACCAAAAAUGAUACAGGCAGAUAUUUGCUUGAUGUUUUCAAUGAGGUUGGAAACAACAUCAAAGUGAUAGAGAUAGCUGUUGUAGGAAAAUUGGAAAAACCAGAUCAAAUUAUGCCCCUGAUGAUUGCACUCUCCUGUGUAACAGCAAUAGCAAUACCUGUGGUUGCAAUUUUGAUCUACGUGUCAAGAAAAGCAAAGAUAAAUGGAUCCUACAGUCUUGUUAAAGCAUUGAGGCUGAAAGUGUGAUUGUAUGAAUAUAAAUACAAAUAGUUCAUGAUAAGCAAUGUUAUUUAUUGUUGUGACUCUUUAUAUGCCUAUUCCAAAAAAUAUGGUAACAAGUGAUUUGAGGACAGGUACCAUAUGAUAGCAAAUGAAAUUUUUUUGUGCUUUAAGCAGUAUUUCAGAAUUUAAAUUGAAGGGAAGGCUAGCAUGUUAGGAGUAGGUAUAGCACUUCUGUGUUGAAGCAUGAUAAACCAAGAGUUUGUUGGAGAACUAAGUUUGUACAUAGUGUAUAAAUUGUUGCAAAUAUGUUUAACUGAAUAUCAGUUUGUAAAAUUACAGUCUCUGCAGCUGUACAUAGAUGUUGUUAAUUUAAAUAUAUAAAUCAGCAUUAUUUGAACUGAUUGAUUAAUAAUAUCUUAUUUUGUAUUAUUCUACAGAUUGAAUGUCUUUAAUAUAGUCUUUCUGCUUGUGGCAAUGUUUGGAAAAUGUUCCCUUUUCACUUAUUUUGCUGUGAACUGUGUACCUUCAAAGAAAUUACACAAUCACUGUCUGAUGAAUACACAUCUGAUUAUUUUAAAUUAA
Messenger RNA from Gallus gallus (chicken), 2266 nucleotides. RefSeq names its product vascular cell adhesion molecule 1 (gene VCAM1). The record is from RefSeq and is a predicted model, not a curated record. Gene Ontology annotation, cellular component: membrane. Gene Ontology annotation, biological process: cell-cell adhesion. The transcript is spliced from 7 exons. NCBI's taxonomy places the organism in Eukaryota, Metazoa, Chordata, Aves, Galliformes, Phasianidae. Bases 83 to 1708 code for a protein of 541 amino acids.